Cinclus cinclus is the source of this 2018-nucleotide messenger RNA. RefSeq names its product cell growth regulator with ring finger domain 1 (gene CGRRF1). The coding region runs from base 16 to 1044 and encodes 342 amino acids. Lineage: Eukaryota; Metazoa; Chordata; Aves; Passeriformes; Cinclidae. Gene Ontology annotation, biological process: negative regulation of cell growth. The transcript is spliced from 6 exons. The record is from RefSeq and is a predicted model, not a curated record.
GGUGCGGCCGGCCCGAUGGCCGCCGUGUUCCUGGUUACGCUGUACGAGUAUUCGCCGCUGUUUUACAUCGCCCUGGUGUCCGUCUGCUUCCUCGUCACCAGCGCGCUCGUCCUCGGCUGGUUUGGUUUGGGUGUCCCUGUUAUUCUGAGGAACUCAGAAGAGACAGAAUCCAGCACAAGGGUAUUGAAAAAACGGAUGAGACAAGUGAAGAAUCCUUUUGGGUUGGAGAUCCAUAAUCCUGCUACGGCUUCAGUAACAAGGGGUGUGACACUGACACCAGACUGCCUGGAGGAUUGUGUCCUUACCUGCUACUGGGGCUGCAAUGUCCAGAAACUCCACGAAGCACUGCAGAAACACGUCUACUGCUUCAGGAUAAAGACUCCUCAGGCAUUAGAGGAUGCUCUCUACAACGAAUACCUCUACAAACAACAGCACUUCAUUAAAAAAAAUGACAAGGCAGAGAAAUAUUGUCAGUUACCAGAAGAUGCUCAAGUUGUGGAUUUUGGCCCCGUGCCUAGAGCUCGCUAUCCCUUGGUAGCAUUGCUGACGUUAGCAGAUGAAGAGGACAGAGAAAUAUAUGAUAUUAUUGCAAUGGUGGCUGUAAUUCACCUUCCUGAUGAAAGCUACAGACUUUCCUGCCGAAUUUUGUAUCAGUAUCUCCUCCUAGCUCAAGGUCAAUACCAUGACCUGAAGCAACUCUUCAUGUCUGCAAAUAGUCCUGCACCCUCCUCCAGCGAUACCUUCCCUGGUGAGAGCAGCACUGACAGAGGGCUGCUGGAAAAGGCUGGGCUGGCUGGAGAUGAACCAGAAUUGCAGGAAGAAAACAGCAAAGACUGUGUUGUUUGCCAGAAUGGCCCCGUGAACUGGGUGCUCCUGCCCUGCAGACACACGUGCCUUUGUGAUGGCUGCAUCAAGUAUUUCCAGCAGUGCCCAAUGUGCAGGCAGUUCGUGCAGGAGUCUUUUCCACUUUGCAGCAAAAAGGAGCAAGAUGAGGAUGAAUCGACCCAUGUCUUGCAAGAUGUUCUUCCUGGAAGAGUUUUUUAACGGGAGUUAAAAAUAAAAGACCUGGGUUGCGUGCACUAAGAUUAAAUGUGGAAGCCAGACUAUUUAUGGGAGGAUAUGUAGUGUUAACUUGUAGGAUUUUGCUUUUUAUUUUUUUUUUGUUGGGUAAUUUUCAGCUUCCUUAUUUUUCCUCGCUCCAUAUGCUCUCAGGAGCGCUGCUUACCCGUGCAAUGUGGACAGGAGAAGUGCGUAGGAUAUCUCUGAAGGAUGUGAUUUUAUUUAGAACUGCUUCCUAGAUUUUCUUGGAGCACUAUUGGAGGCUAUUUUGACUACUAAAUUUAGGCUGUCUACUAAAAAAAGAAUAAAACUUGCAAGUGCAUUUGCACAAGGCUCAUUCUAUAUUUAUUGUGUUUAAAAUGCUAGAGCCGUAUAUCGUUUUAACUCGGUAUAAUUUAGGAACUUAGCACUUUACAGAAUGUACCAUAUGAAGGAAAGUAAAUAUUCUUCAUCGUUAACCCUGUGUGUGUUUAUUAUUUAGCUGAAGGUUGGACUGUGGCAGGAGCUGGGGGUUGAAGGUGUGGCUCAGGACACUGUUUCUGGCUGGUUUGAAGGAUUUGUGUGUGAGGGACUUCAGCCAAAGCCCCUUGGAAAGAUUUUUGUUGAUUAUUCUUGAACUACAUGUUGCUGACAGUUUCAAGCCUGAGGCCCUGUGAUGACAUCUUGAGACACAGACUUUCAGUCUUGUUGGCAGUGCUUGUAAGAACUCGUUCUUCAUGCAAAUGUUGGUUAAUCACUCUCCAGAGUGGUGGCAGUUUUGUGAUGCUUUGAGGGAUUUCCAUCUCCUUUCAUUUUCAUGGUCAGAUUGGAUGAGCAGUAACAAGUUAACCGGUUACCCUUAUCAAUAGUCCCACGAAAUGUACCUGCUCUAACAAAGGAAGAAGCUAAAGAAUAGCAGAAAACUAUUUCCUUUCACUCCAGUGGUGUGUUGUCAAAAGCAAUAAAAUUGGUUGUUAAGA